AUGUCGUCGAUGUCGGUACACCAAUUUCGAAUCAAUACUGAUAAUACAGAAUUAAUUGGUGAACUUCUUCGAAAAGAACAUUUCGUUCAACAGAAUUCAUCAUUAACAUUUACAAAACAAAAUCUAGAUCAAAAGAUUCAAAUUGGUCUCUCAUAUUCGUUUCCUUCACCGUCAAUUAUUUGCUGUUGUUCGACAAUUUCGACAUCAUUACCCCAGUUACUAUCAUAUCUGGAUCAAAGUUCGUCGUCAAUUGUUAAUCUCAUUCUUUUUAUUCAAUCGUCCGAUACAGUUGAAUGGAAUUCUCUCAUGAAUUCCCUAUCGACUCGUAAUUUAUCGCUAAGCGUUCUGCAUGAUAAAGAUCAGCUUGGAACUAAACUGGUAGAAAUUAUUGAAGCUUUAAUCAAACAAAAUCAAAAGAAAACAAUCGCUAGCGUUGAUAAACAACCAACACAUGCAAUCCACACUUCUCAGAAUGAAAGAAAUAUUUUCUAUUCGGUGUCGAAGAUCACGCGUGAAAAGCGUGCGGUUGCUCUCGGGCAGCGCGGAGCAUUUCGGGGAUCAACGGUUUGGUUAACUGGUCUUUCCGGUGCCGGAAAAUCGACGAUUGCUUUCGCACUAGAAGAAUAUAUUGUUAGUAAGGGUUUGCCAGCGUAUUGUCUGGAUGGUGAUAAUAUUCGAUUUGGUUUGAACAAAAACUUGGGCUUUUCCAAUGAAGAUCGUGUCGAAAACAUUCGGCGUGUUGCUGAAGUGGCGAAACUAUUUGCCGAUGCUGGUAUUAUGUGUAUUGUUGCUUUUAUCAGCCCAUUCGAAGAGGAUCGCGAAGGUGCACGAAAAUUACACGAAGACGCUGAAAUACCGUUCAUCGAAGUCUUUGUUAGCACACCAUUAGCUGUAUGCGAAUCACGAGAUAAGAAAGGUUUAUAUGAAAAAGCACGGAAAGGAAUGAUCAAAGGUUUUACCGGUAUUGAUGCACCGUAUCAGCCACCAGCGCAUCCGGAUAUAGUUAUCGAUACAAGCAUAGUUCCAUUAGAUCGUUCAAUUGAGAUGAUCAUUGCUAAAUUAGCCGAACGAAACGUCCUUUCAUCAACAUUAAUCAUGGCUGUCAACGAAUUGUUUAUGGACGAACAGAUGCGUGCAAGAGCUACGGAAGAGUUUCCAAAUUUGGAUAAACUUGAAAUUACUGAAAUUGAUUUACAGUGGAUUCAGGUGUUAAGUGAAGGUUGGGCUACUCCACUAAGCGGUUUCAUGCGGGAAACAGAAUAUUUACAAUGUUUGCACUUCGGUUGUCUCAUGAAAGGUCAUACUGAAAAUCAGACGAUUCCUAUUGUUUUACCAUGUACAACUGAAGAUAAAGAACGUUUACAAUCGUCACAGAUCAUUGCUUUGUGUUAUAAUCAAAAGUUGGUCGCUCUUUUGAAAAAACCAGAAUUUUAUGCACAUAGAAAAGAAGAAAGAUGCGCAAGGGUCUUUGGCACAACAAAUAUCGAACAUCCACAUAUCAAAAUGAUUUUUGAAAGUGGUGAUUGGUUAAUCGGUGAAUUUUAUGCACAUAGAAAAGAAGAAAGAUGCGCAAGGGUCUUUGGCACAACAAAUAUCGAACAUCCACAUAUCAAAAUGAUUUUUGAAAGUGGUGAUUGGUUAAUCGGUGGUGACCUUGAAGUUCUAGAACGAAUUCGUUGGAACGAUGGCCUAGAUGAAUUUCGUUUAACACCUAACGAAUUACGACAACGAUUCCGUGAUAUUAAAGCGGACGCAGUGUUUGCUUUUCAACUUCGAAAUCCUAUUCACAACGGUCAUUCACUUCUAAUGCAAACAACACGACAAUAUCUCGUCGAUCAUGGUUUUAAAAAUCCUGUUCUUUUACUUCAUCCAUUAGGUAUACUUUUACACCAAUGUCUUUCUACAGCACAUUUUGUUAUAUUAGGCGGCUGGACAAAAGAGGAUGAUGUUCCUUUACCUGUGCGUAUGGCUCAACAUCAGGCAUUCCUAAAUGAAGACGAGAACGAUCGACUUGACCGUUCACGUACUGUACUUGCCAUAUUUCCAUCGCCUAUGAGUUACGCUGGUCCAACAGAAGUUCAAUGGCAUGCGAAAGCUCGUAUGUGCACCGGUGCAACAUUCUAUAUUGUCGGUCGUGAUCCUGCUGGUUUGCCUAAUCCAGCUGAUAAGUCUAAGGAUUUGUAUGAUCCCAGUCAUGGUUCGAAAGUUCUCACCAUGGCGCCAGGUCUCAAUCAAUUACAAAUUUUACCCUUCAAAGUUGCUGCCUACAAUCGCGUUUUGAAAGACAUGGCUUUCUACGAUCCUGAGAAACAUGAUGAAUUCGAUUUUAUAUCAGGUACACGCAUGAGAAAGAUUGCGCGUAGUGGCGAACAACCGCCGGAAGGAUUCAUGGUGCCAGCGGGAUGGAAAGUUCUAUCGGCUUAUUACAAAUCACUAGGAACACAAUCAUAA
Messenger RNA from Adineta ricciae, 2451 nucleotides. The record is from the annotation of a GenBank genome assembly. NCBI's taxonomy places the organism in Eukaryota, Metazoa, Rotifera, Eurotatoria, Adinetida, Adinetidae.